CGAUAGUAGAGCUCUUGCGCUGUGUUUGGAUGGUGUGUUUGUGUGAGUGUGUAUGUUUACAUCAAGUUUGUUGAUCGUAGAACCAGAAUAGAAUAUCGAGCUGUAUGGAUUUGUUUAUUUAAUUAUAUAUCAAGGAUAUGAUGAGGCGGACUAUAAACCACACCAUCGCUCCCUCAUGAUUAAAGCCAAACCAUAAAGAAAGAAAUAACCUCAUCAUGGACGAAGAGACUCUAAACAAUUUCUGCGGUUCAAGAUUUUGGGAAUCUAAUUAUACAUGGGAUACAGAAACACCACGAUUGACUCCAUGUAUCGAAAAAACUGUUUUGUGGAUACCUUGUCUCUUUUUAUGGAUGUUCUCGUGUGUUGAUAUAUUCUACAUCUACACCAGUAAAUCCAGAAACAUUCCAUGGAAUUGGAGGAACAUUCUUAAGUUGGUUUCCCUCGCACUUCUUCUAGGCCUUUGUAUAUUUGAACUAGGUUACAACAUAUUUAAAAGUGACCCAGCGUACCUUGUCGAUAUUUACACUCCUGCGAUAAAAGCAAUAUCCUUUGUAUUGUGUACUACAUUAGUAAUAUUCCAUAGAAAACAUGGCCAGAGAACGUCCGGGCUUCUUUUUCUCUUCUGGUUCUCAAUAGCAUUCAUGGGAAUUUCACAAUUUUACACUUCUAUCGAGGGACAUAUUUUGGAUGAAGAGGCAGAUGUGAUGAGGAUAUCAAACAUUGCCAGCUAUUGCUUGUACUUCCUGAUGCUUAUGCUUUACUGCGUUUCCGACUUGCCGCCAAGGAGGUCCGAAUAUCCGCCCUCAAAGAAUCCCAGCCCGGAAGAAGCCGCCCCAUACCCCGCCAGACUCCUGCUGUCUUGGUUCGAGCCGAUGGUGUACAAAGGAUUCAGGAGGCCGUUGGUACAGAGUGACAUCUGGCCAAUAAAAUACCAAGAUGCCGCCGCCCAAAUCUUUAACCACUACAACAAGUUCUGGCUAGCUGAGCGGAAGAAAAAGAAUAUGGGAGAUGUUGAUAAGUCAUCAAAAUUUAGUAAAGAAGUUAACGGAAUCGAUUUUGUGGAAGGGCACAAGGAAAUAAAGCCUAAGAAGCAAGCUUCGAUCCUCCCCCCUCUAAUUAAAGCAUUUGGAGGGCCCUUCAUGUUCGCUACAUUUCUGCAGAUUAUUGAGGUAUUCCUGGGAUUUGUCAGUCCAGAACUAUUAAAGCGUAUUAUAAAUUUUGUAUCAAGUGAUGAGCCAAUGUGGCGUGGUUAUUUCUAUGCUGUGAUGAUGCUCUUCAUAGGAAUUGUGAUGCCUUUACUUCACGGCAACUACAGCUUGACAUUAUUGAUAGUUGGGCUUCGCACUAGAACUGCCUUGAUAUCCACCAUUUACAGAAAGUCUCUUAAACUAUCAAAUGCAGCGAGGAAGGAGACUACUUUAGGUGAAAUAGUUAAUUUGAUGGCUGUCGACUCUCAAUCUAUAAUGGGCUCAUUGACCUACAUAAAUUAUUUGUUCCUCGCCCCUUUGCAGAUAGGGUUAGCAUUGUAUUUCCUCUGGCAGCAAUUAGGACCCUGUGUCCUCGCCGGCUUAGCUGUUAUGCUGAUUAUGAUUCCUAUGAAUUCAUUCAUUGUAAAUAAAACAAAAGAUCUUCAGCAAAAGCAGAUGAAGAAUAAAGAUGAAAGAGUCAAAAUGAUAAAUGAAGUACUUUCAGGGAUGAAGGUAUUAAAGUUAUAUGCUUGGGAGCCAAGCUUCUUAGAUCGAGUUUUGAGAAUCAGGGACAAAGAAACGAAGAUACUUAAAAAAGCUGCUUACCUCAGAGCAGCAACCACAUUUGUUUGGUCAUGUGCUCCUUUUAUGGUUUCAAUCCUAACGUUCGCAGCAUACGUUCUCCUCGAUGAUACGCACGUUCUCGAUUCAUCCAAAGUUUUCGUCUCCAUUUCUCUCUUCAAUAUCAUGCAAACUCCUUUGAUGAUGGUCCCUAUGGUUCUUUCCAGUGCAAUUCAGGCGGCAGUAUCGAUAAAAAGAAUAAACAAGUUUUUAAAUAGUGAAGAUUUGGACUUGGAUACCGUCACUCAUGAUACUAAAGAUGAGGAACCGUUAGUUAUGGAAAAGUGUACAUUCUCUUGGGGAGCUGAUGAGCCAUCGACACUUCAUAAUCUUGAUCUGAAAGUAAAACCAGGCUCACUUGUUGCUGUAGUCGGUGCGGUCGGUUCUGGCAAGUCAUCUUUGAUAUCAGCUUUCCUCGGAGAAAUGCAUAGAGUGUCAGGAAGAGUUAACACAAGGGGAAGUAUAGCCUAUGUGCCGCAACUAGCAUGGAUACAGAACUGUACUCUCCAAGACAAUAUAUUAUUUGGAAAGACUCUAGACAGUAAAAAGUACCAUAAAGUUAUUAAUGCGUGUGCAUUGAAAAAAGAUUUAGAGAUGCUUCCUGGUGGAGACCAAACUGAAAUCGGAGAAAAAGGUAUCAACGUGAGUGGCGGACAGAAGCAAAGAAUCAGCUUAGCAAGAGCUGUUUACUCCGACUGCGAUGUCUACUUCUUAGACGAUCCCUUGAGUGCAGUCGACAGUCAUGUUGGUAAACAUAUAUUUGAGAAUGUCAUUGGUCCAAACGGAGUACUUAAAAACAAGACAAGACUGCUGGUAACUCACAGUAUUACCUUCCUACCCGAAACAGACAAAAUUAUAGUACUUAAGGAUGGUUUAGUAUCAGAAGUAGGAACGUACCGUGAAUUGCUUGAUAAGAAAGGAGCGUUCAGUGAAUUCCUUAUAUCACAUUUACAAGAGAUUGACACUGAGGAAUUAGAAGAGUUGGAUGAGAAUAUCAAGGAAGAAAUCAUAAACACCAAUCCUGCAUUCCAUCGACAACUCAGUAAUCAGAAAUCCAUGUAUAGUUCAAAUACGUCCUUAUCUUCAAUGAGAAAGAGAAGACUUUCACAGCUUUCUGAGAAAAUCAUUUCUGAAAAACCAGCUGGUGAGAAAUUAAUAGAGGAAGAGAAAGCUGAAGUUGGAAGGAUACAAUGGAGAGUUUACGUCAAUUAUUGCAAAGCUAUAGGAACAUUUCUGGUGACAACAUCUAUUGCACUUACUGUUGUUAACCAAGCACUUGGAAUAGGAUCAAGUAUAUUGUUGUCUAAAUGGUCUGAUGACAACGACACAGUUAUAAAUGGUACUCAAAAUAUAGAAAGGAGGAACAUGUAUUUGGAAUUAUAUGGAUUAUUAGGCAUAGGACAAACACUUGCAAACUUCAUUUCUUCGCUGACCUGGUACAUUGGUGCAGUAAAUGCUGGUUCUUUGCUGCAUUCGAUGUUGUUGAAGAAUAUUAUGCACUCUCCGAUGUCAUUCUUCGAUACAACACCACAAGGAAGAAUCUUGAAUCGUUUUUCCAAGGAGAUAGAUGUUCUAGAUAAUAGCAUCCCUUUUACUUUGAAGCAGUGUUUUUCGUUUUCAGCUCCGGUAUUUGGAACGGUAUUUAUUAUUAGCUAUACCACACCUGCAUUUUUAAUAGUCAUUAUCCCUAUUGCGGUUCUUUACUAUUGGGUCCAGAAAUGUUAUAUUGCUACUUCGCAACAACUAAGAAGAAUUGAAUCUAUAACAAGGUCUCCAGUUUAUUCACAUUUUGGUGAGAGUGUGUCAGGUUCUUCUGUAAUAAGAGCUUACGGUGCACAGAAAAGAUUCAUCAAAGAAUCUGAACUGAAAGUGGAUUUGAAUCAAUCCUCCUCUUAUGCCAGUAUUGUUGCUGGUAGAUGGCUUGGUAUAAGACUACAAUUAAUAGGUGGUCUGAUUGGUUUUUUUGCAUCACUUUUUGCUAUAAUCGGUAAAGAUUAUUUGAGUCCAGGAAUUGUUGGUCUUUCAGUCAGUUACACAAUGCAGAUUACUAUAUUCUUGUACAUGUUAGUUGUCAUGGUAGCAGAAGUUGAAUCUAACAUUGUGGCUGUAGAGAGAAUAGAAGAAUAUUCGAAUACACCUCAGGAAGCACCUUGGGAUCUCACUACAAAUAAUGCAACAACUGACUGGCCACAGGAAGGUAAAGUGGAAUUUGUAGACUAUACGGUCCGUUAUCGAGAAGGUCUGGACUUGGUUCUUAAAGGAAUUAAUCUCUCUAUCAAAGGUGGCGAGAAGAUUGGCAUCGUUGGUCGUACAGGUGCAGGAAAAUCAUCUGUAACUUUGGGUUUAUUUAGGAUAAUAGAAUCAGCUGGUGGAAAAAUUCUAAUAGAUGGUGUGGAUGUAUCAACGCUUGGUCUUCAUGCUCUAAGGUCUCGCCUCACAAUUAUUCCUCAGGACCCUGUACUAUUUUCUGGAAGUUUGAGAAUGAACCUCGAUCCUUUUGGCAGUUACAACGAUGAACAGGUUUGGAGGGCUCUCGAGCUCUCUCAUCUCAAAGCUUUUGUAAAAGAGUUACCCGCUGGGCUCCAGCAUGAAGUGUCUGAAGGAGGUGAAAAUUUGAGUGUUGGUCAGCGACAGCUAAUCUGCCUUGCUCGAGCUCUUCUCCGUAAAACUAAGAUAUUGAUCUUGGAUGAAGCUACAGCAGCAGUUGAUCUGGAAACUGAUGACUUUAUUCAGAGAACGAUCAGAUCAGAGUUUGCUGAUUGUACCGUCCUUACUAUAGCACACAGAUUAAACACAAUUAUGGACUCCGACAGAGUUCUCGUCUUGGAUCAAGGAAAAGUACUAGAAUUUGAUUCGCCUAAAGUCCUUCUUAAGAACAGGUCUUCACUGUUCUACAGUAUGGCCCAAGAUGCAGGUCUUGCUUAGAUAAAUAUUAUUCCGUUCUUGAAAAAUUAAGUUAUUUCUGAGAAAUACGAAAGCUGAAAGCCAAAAAGUUUGCAGUCUUGAAUGAUGUGCUGAAUACUGCCAAUUGUAAAAAUGGAUGUUGAUUGUUGAAAACUAAAGUAUUUAAUAAUCAUAAGGUUUGUUGUAGCCGAAUACUACUUCAAACUAAAAAAGACUUGUAUAAAGGUGUUAGUAUAAGUUGUAAAGUUGUGUAUCAUUUUGUAAUGGUAAAUUAUUUAAAAGAAAUUGUGUAAUUUAGAUCGUUGUACUUACAAAUUUAAUUUAUAAGGUCGAUGAUACUAUUUUAAAAUUUUUGAAAGAAAGUAUGUACUUAUGAGAUUACUUUGUAACUAUUUUUGUAAAAUAUGUUUAUUAAAGUGUCAUGUUAUAGUUUUUAAAAC
Nezara viridula (southern green stink bug) is the source of this 5152-nucleotide messenger RNA. The record is from the annotation of a GenBank genome assembly. Lineage: Eukaryota; Metazoa; Arthropoda; Insecta; Hemiptera; Pentatomidae.